Molecule: messenger RNA, 765 nt
Organism: Penicillium riverlandense
Lineage: Eukaryota; Fungi; Ascomycota; Eurotiomycetes; Eurotiales; Aspergillaceae
Product: 60S ribosomal protein uL2
Exons: 3
Coding region: 1-765 (254 amino acids)
Biological process (GO): cytoplasmic translation
Cellular component (GO): ribosome; cytosolic large ribosomal subunit
Molecular function (GO): RNA binding; structural constituent of ribosome
Source: RefSeq, a predicted model, not a curated record
AUGGGUCGCGUCAUUCGCAACCAGAGGAAGGGCCGUGGUUCCAUUUUCACGGCCAACACCCGUCUCAACAAGGCGCCUGCCCAGUUCCGUACCCUCGACUAUGCCGAGCGUCAUGGCUACACCCGCGGUGUCGUGAAGGAGAUCAUCCACGACGCCGGCCGUGGUGCUCCCCUCGCCAAGGUCCAGUUCCGCCACCCCUACAAGUUCAAGAUGGUUACCGAGACCUUCAUCGCCAACGAGGGCAUGUACACCGGCCAGUUCAUCUACGCCGGCAAGAACGCUGCCCUGACCGUCGGCAACGUCCUGCCCCUGGGCUCCAUGCCCGAGGGUACCGUCGUGACCAACGUCGAGGAGAAGGCUGGUGACCGUGGUGCUCUGGGCCGUACCUCCGGCAACUACGUGACCGUCAUUGGCCACAACCCCGACGAGGGCAAGACCCGUGUCAAGCUGCCCUCCGGUGCCAAGAAGGUGGUCAAGAACACCGCCCGUGGUAUGGUUGGUAUCGUCGCCGGUGGUGGCCGUACCGACAAGCCCCUGCUCAAGGCUUCGCGCGCCAAGCACAAGUUCGCCGUCAAGCGCAACUCGUGGCCCAAGACUCGUGGUGUUGCCAUGAACCCCGUCGAUCAUCCUCACGGUGGUGGUAACCACCAGCACAUUGGUAAGGCGUCGACCAUCUCCCGCUACGCCGCCAAGGGUCAGAAGGCCGGUCUCAUCGCUGCCCGGCGGACCGGUCUGCUCCGUGGUACCCAGAAGGUCAAGGACUAA